Messenger RNA from Mesorhabditis spiculigera, 1269 nucleotides. Lineage: Eukaryota; Metazoa; Nematoda; Chromadorea; Rhabditida; Rhabditidae. The record is from the annotation of a GenBank genome assembly.
AUGGACAACGCCAGGUUGUACGAGAUGGGAAAAAAAGUCUUCGAGGGUCUCUUCACUGAAAAUCCCUCAUUUCUGCCAUUUAUCGGGCUGUCGGCAAGCGAGAAUUGGCGGAAGUCAAUUGUUUUCCGGCUUCAUGCACAGCGCUUUGUCACUGCGGUCUGCGAGAGCCUGAGGCGGAUGAGGGACACCCAGGCUGCUUGUGAUGUGUUACGGGACUUCGGGGCGCACUACUCGGGCCACAAAAUUCCGAACGCAUACUUUGAGAAGAUGGCAAUGGCCCUAUGCGGGGCAAUCAAGGAAUUCGAGGGGCAGACGACGCUGAUUGAGCCUGAGCAACGCCACCGUUCGCCAUCAGCCGACCCAUCCUCCUCCUCGGCCACAGAUUCCUCAGCCAUUUCGAAUGGCCAGAAAAUCGAGCCGAAACACGGCUCUUCCCUGUCGACAAUUUCGAAUAAUACAACUCGCGGAGAGAUCAGCGAAAAUAAACCGACGAAAAGCAGCGGGUUUUCGAGUCGGCACUCCGACUCGUCGAUGUACCGGGUCAAUGGCAGCGGGGCGUUGUGCUCGAAUUCGCUGAGAGGCACGCCCCCGCACAACUCGUCGGAUUCGGAUUCGCCGCCAAUUCGCGGGCCCACCCCCUCAUUUCUGCCGCCAUUCCCGAAUUCCCUGAAAAAUUUGAAUAAUAUUAACAACAACAAUUGCCCGAUCACCACCGAGGCCUGGCACAUCUUCGCUACGUUUGUCGCCAAUCAGGUGAAGCUGGGCUACGAGCUGGAGAAGGUGCUACAGUACGAGAUGGCCAAAUUGGGCUUAUCCACGCAACAUACCGGUCUCCAACACGGCGGUUACUGUAGCAAACAAUUCGACAGACCGCAGUGCUUCUGUCAUUACAAGCCAAGAACGAUGGCCUGGGAUGUGCUGCAACACCCCGCCCGAAUUCCCGCAUCCGGCGCCCCGGUUCAAAAUUUCAAGGCGCCCUUCCGCUGGCCGGCCGCUUCCUUGGAAAAAUUUGAAAAAUCCGAAAUUCCGGGUAAACCGGAAAUUCCGGCGAUUCCGGAGCAGAUCCUGAAGCCAAACUACUUCACCAGGCCGCAGCGAAUAGAGGAUAAGGUGAGAGGCAGAAAAGACGAUCCGGAAGGACCGGAGAAAACGACCGAAACGUACUUGGUGCGGCUAAAUAACGACAUUCCGAUGAUGUUACCGUACUCUGCGCGGAGCCGAAAAGUCCAGAAUACUAUUCCAUUACGCGAUGAAAAUACGCUAGAAUGG